This is a messenger RNA of Coffea eugenioides, 3467 nucleotides long. RefSeq names its product mitogen-activated protein kinase kinase kinase 7-like. The coding region runs from base 752 to 2794 and encodes 680 amino acids. Gene Ontology annotation, molecular function: ATP binding; protein kinase activity. Gene Ontology annotation, cellular component: cytoplasm. Gene Ontology annotation, biological process: protein phosphorylation; signal transduction. The record is from RefSeq and is a predicted model, not a curated record. The transcript has 3 exons. Lineage: Eukaryota; Viridiplantae; Streptophyta; Magnoliopsida; Gentianales; Rubiaceae.
AAAUGGUAGUGCACAAAAGUACUUACACUAAAUUAUAAGAACACUGUUGUGUUUUAAGAAUUCAAAGCUCGCAUAUUAUUUAUUUGAGGCCUGCACCAAGUUUUAGUAGAAUGACGACACCCUCAGUCAAACGUGCAACCACGAAACUCGCACAAGAAUAUUGGCAUGAUCGAACUGCCAAAAUGAAAAGCUUGGAUUCUAACGGCCAGAAUGGAGGUUGCCAAGUGUUGGGAUAUCAAAGCAAUCCAGCAUUUUCCAAAAGAAAGAAAAAUCCAGACAAUGGAAAGAAGAGAAUAACCUGCAAUUCUGCCUUUAUGUAUAUUACCUUUCUGCUGACCAUAGGCUUAUUCAAGAGGACCCUAUUUUCAUUCUCGUGCAAUCGCUGUUGGAAAGACUCUUAAUGCCAAAUUUGAUUCUUCUUACAAGCCCAAUUGCCAACUUCAGGGAUUUUGCAAGAACUUAAUUAGUAGUAGUCAUUUUCUGCAUCCUGCUCUCAGCUUUCCGUUUUCUUGAUUGUCCUGGAAGGAUUUCUGUACAACAGGACAGAUUUUUGUUUCUUUCAUAGUUCUUGCCCAGGUUUCAGCCGGCAAUCAGCAUCUAGUCGCAUAGAGACCCAUCAUCGCCCGAUAAUCAAUCAAGGGUUUGCUUUCUGAUCUUUCUUGGGGUUGGCAAGGAGCCCUCAGGAGAGGUUUACCAUCUCCAAAUACCCCAGUUCAUCUGCUGUAUCAGACACCUGUAAGAGUUGACGACGAUGGAGCAAUUCCGGCAGAUUGGAGAGGUGAUUGGAAGUCUCAAGGCAUUGAUGGUCUUUCAGGAUGACAUACAAAUUAAUCAGCGACAGUGUUGCUUGCUGGUUGACAUGAUGAAUCGUGCUUAUAAAACAAUUGCCAAGGAGAUGCAACAGAACCUGAGAUUUGAAGAGAAGAGUACGAAAUGGAAGGUGCUUGAAAGUCCCUUAAGAGAGCUCCUCAGGAUAAUUAGGGAAGGAGAAAUUUACAUCCGGCAGUGCCUAGAAACGAAGGACUGGUGGGUUAAAGCUAUAAGGCUUUAUCAGAAUUCAGACUGUGUUGAGUUCCAUAUACAUAACCUGCUCUGCUGCAUCCCCAUUGUUAUUGAAGCAAUUGAAAUUGCUGGAGAAAUGUCAGGAUGGGAUCAAGACGAGAUACAAAAGAAGAGACUUCUUUACUCGUUGAAGUAUCGAAAAGACUGUAAAGAUCCCCGAAUCUUUCAGUGGAAGUUUGGUAAUGAAUAUCUAGUUAGCCAAGAUUUCUGCAAUAGGUUACAUUCAGUGUGGGAUGAGGAUAGAUGGGUUCUGUUGAGAAAACUCCAAGAGAUACAAAUUUCUGGUUCAGUAAGUUCAACAAAGCAGGAGCAGCGACUCGCUGAUCUUCUUCUGAAGAACUUAAGUGUGUCAGGACCAGUUGAAGAGAAGCUCCUGCCUUCCUCCACCUUAGUGAGCUCUAAGGAUUACCAGGUCAGGCGGCGGUUAGGAAGUGGAAGCCAGUACAAGGAGAUUCAAUGGUUGGGUGAAAGCUUUGCUCUGAGACACUUUUUUGGGGACAUUGAACCAAUGUUUCCAGCAAUCUCUCAAGAAUUAGCUCUUACUCAUCCUAAUAUUAUGCAUAUCUUUUGUGCAUUUACUGAUGAGGAAAGAAAGGAAUGCUUCUUAGUUAUGGAACUCAUGAACAGAGAUCUUUCCAGUCAUAUAAAAGAAAUUUGUGGACCAAGGAAGCGAAUUCCAUUUUCUCUUCCUGUUGCAGUUGACCUUAUGCUUCAGAUUGCAAGAGGAAUGGAAUAUCUCCACUCAAAAAAAAUCUAUCACGGAGAUUUGAAUCCUUCAAACAUUCUUGUAAAAUCCAGAAACAUCAAUACAGAUGGUUACUUGCAUGCAAAAGUUCGCACAUUUGGACUUCUCUCCUCUGUCAGCCUCCCUCAGAAAUCCAAUUCCAAUCAGAAUGGGCAGCUUCCAGUCAUCUGGUACGCUCCAGAGGUGCUAGCAGAUCAAGAACAAUCAGGCAAUGCUGAUAACUCCAAGUACACGGAGAAGGCAGAUGUGUAUAGUUUUGGGAUGAUUUGCUUUGAGCUUUUAACAGGGAAAGUCCCUUUUGAAGAUGGCCAUCUCCAAGGAGAUAAAAUGAGCAGAAACAUUAGAGCAGGGGAAAGACCACUAUUCCCAUUUCACUCGCCAAAAUAUUUGACGAAUUUGACAAAAAAGUGCUGGCACGAUGACCCAAACCAACGUCCAAGUUUUGCAUCCAUCUGCAGAAUUCUCCGGUACAUAAAGAGAUUCUUGUUGAUGAACCCUGAUCAUAGCCAGCCAGAAACCCCAGUGCCACUCGUGGAUUACAGUGAAAUUGAGACAGUGAUCUUGAGGAGCUUUCCUUCUUGGGCAGAAUCCAAUAUGUUGCCCAUAUCAGAGAUUCCCUUUCAGAUGUUUGUAUACAGGGUAGCAGAGAAGGAAAAAUCAAAUACAAGCCAGAGAGAAAAUUCUGAAUCAGGAAGUGAUGCUUCAGCAUGUGGGGAUGAAAGUGCAACUGUGGAUGAUCCAUUACCAUCACCCUCUGAAAGGAGGUCUUGUGCCUCUCCAGAAACUAUGAACAGGAGAAUGCUAUCGUCCAAAAAAUCAGCAGAUGUCAAACCCAUUAAACAGCCAGGGACACCAAAGGGUCGAGUAAGGCCCCCUCCUAUGUCUUCUUGUGGACGGACUAUGAGGAUGAAUUCAGAAAGCCAGUUAAUGGUAAUGAGUCCAAGACGGAGAGCAUCUGGUCACGUAUCAGAUUCAGAGCUCUCAUAGCCCUUUGUACGAGAGUAUACAAAUUAACCAGAAAUAUGCCCCGAAAGCAAACCAAAUGGAAGUGGCAUGCACAUCCACUCGCAGUUUCUGGGCAGAGUGGAGAAUCUAGGGAUAGUGCACAAAGUCAUGGUUUCUAUUACUCACAGUUUGCUGGUAUUAGAGACUUAGAGUGAAGUGAUUAAAUAGAAAUCUAAAAAAUUGCCAAAUGCAAAGACAAUGUUGCUAUGCACCGUCAGACCCGGAGACCGUAGAGGCUCCUACAAGACCUCAGUUGUGAAGCUAGAAGUUCUUUGUUUUAGCCAAAUUUUUUGAAGAUCAGUGUGACUAUACUAAGUUCCUCAUGUGAGGUACUCCAAGAUAAAAAUGUGAUGGAAGUCAUCUUUUUGGUGUUUGCUCUAGCAGGAUUCUGAAGUCUUGUUUUCCCCUGGAUUUCUGGUGGUUUCAUUCCUGAUAUGUAUCUCUUUGUGGGGAUUUGCCGGAUCAACAAGAUUAUGUGUAAAUGCCCUCGAGAUGUGUUCAUCAGAACCAAACAAUCACAAUCUAAAGUUAAGGCACCAUUGAUGAGAUAUUAAUGUUACUUUACGUAGAGACCUUUGAAGAUUGAACUUGAAAGAACUGCUCCAAGCAAGUUGAACUGCUGUCAGCUUCAUUUUAUCACUGCACAAAGGCCAUG